Messenger RNA from Toxotes jaculatrix (banded archerfish), 4147 nucleotides. Its product is annotated as NLR family CARD domain-containing protein 3-like. NCBI's taxonomy places the organism in Eukaryota, Metazoa, Chordata, Actinopteri, Toxotidae. Gene Ontology annotation, molecular function: protein binding. The coding region runs from base 266 to 3472 and encodes 1068 amino acids. The transcript has 10 exons. The record is from RefSeq and is a predicted model, not a curated record.
AAUUACGCACAAAUCGUUGUAGAUAUAAAUCCUAUUUUUCAUCUGUUGAUAAUUUGUGAUCACACUCCGUCUGAUUUCUCUGAGUUUGUUUUGAUGGAGGAGGGGAUCGAAACCGAAAGUAAGAAAGGGCGGGGAGUUCCCCUGUCAGUGUUGUUGACAUGAUAAAAUGUCCGUUAACGGCGGGAUCGCGUUUCUUUUACUGACUCUGUCUGGAUCCAAACAGCAUCAGCGAGCGACGGUAACAGUUUGAGCUGCAGCAGCAGAGAUGGCUGGGAGGGUAAAGAGGAAGAGGACCGACUCUGUGGCAUCUGAGGAGCCAACGAGCAGCGACAUUGAGCCAUCAGUCAGCUCACAGUGGAGUGAAACUGAGUCCACAGGUCCCAGUGUUGUCUCCAUGAAGAGUGACUCUUCCAGGCACCCCCCUAUCAAUUUUGGAAUUGGAGAAAAACACAGUCCUAGACGAAGUGAAGCUGAGUCCAAAUCUCCCAGUGUUGUCUCCAUGAAGAGCGACUCAUCCAGGCACCCCCCGAUCAAUUUUGGACUUGAAAGCCAGCAGACCGUGGAGCCGUCCAGCUGUUCAGCGUGUGAUGAUGUUCUGAGGGAUCCAGUCAAACGCAUCUGUGGACACUGGUUCUGCAAACAGUGUGUCAGCUCAGACUGGGACCAGUCUGAUUCACCAGCAGACCACCCCUGCCCGAAGUGCAGGAAGAAAUUCAGAAAAGGUCCUGAACAGCAGGGAGAGACCUCUGAAUACAGAGGGAACAGCCAUCUUUCGAAAUCAAUGAAGAGUUUUAAAGAUUCAAUGAAAAAGAAAUUUACUUUGACGUAUGAAGGUCACGGUGACCAACCGAACUCCCUGAACAGCAUCUACACAGAGCUCUACAUCACCACUGGGGAGAGUGGAGGGCCAAAUGCAGAGCACGAAUUCAGGGACCUUGAACGAAAACUGAAAACGGACAAAUUGUCUAAAUAUAAAAUCAAGCUCAGUGAAAUCUUCCGACCUUCGCCUGGCCAAGAGAAAACUCAUCGAACGGCCCUGACGAAGGGCGUCGCAGGCAUCGGAAAAUCAUUUGCUGUGCAGAAGUUCAUUGUUGACUGGGCCGAGGAGGAAGCAAACCAGGAUACUGAUUUUAUUUUCUGUCUUGCUUUCCGAGAGCUGAAUCUGAGUACAGGUGAGAAAAGUUUGCACCAGCUCCUGACUGAAUUUCACCCUGUGCUCUGCAGUAUGAGAGAGUCAGAGGAUUACCUCAGAACCAGGGUUACAGUGAUACUGGACGGCCUGGAUGAAAGCAGAUUUCAACUGGACUUUGACAACAUGAAACCAGUAACAUCUGUCACUGAAGUAACAUCUGUGGGUAAUCUCCUAACAAACCUGAUCAAGGGUAACCUUCUUCCUGAUGCAAACCUUUGGAUCACUUCCCGUCCAGCAGCAGCCAAUCAGAUCCCGGCAAAGUAUGUGGACAUGGUGACAGAGAUAAGAGGGUUCAAUGACCCACAGAAACAGGAAUACUUCAGGAGGAGAUUUGGUCAUGACUCGGAUCUCGCUCAAAGGAUCAUUUCUCACAUCCAGUCUUCACAGAGUCUGGACAUCAUGUGCCGGAUCCCGAUCUUCUGCUGGAUUUCUGCCAUGUUAUUUCAGGAAGUCUUUGAUGAAAGCAAGGAAGCUGAAGUUCCUCAGACUCUGACAGAGAUGAUGGCACACUUCCUGUUUGCUCAGACAAAACGCAGAAGCAGAAAAUAUGACAGGAAGACAAAGGAGAACUCGGAGAGCCUUCUGAGGACACACAGAGAAUUUCUCCUGAAACUCGGUAAGCUUGCAUUUGUUCAGCUGCAGAAGAACAACCUCAUCUUCUAUGAGGAAGACCUGGAAGACUGUGGCAUUGACAUAAAAGAAGCAUCUGUCUACUCUGGAUUUUGCAAUGCAGUUCUUCGGGAAGAAGUCUUUUCCCAGAAAAAGGUUCUCUUCUUUGUUCAUCUGACCGUACAGGAGUUCUUUGCAGCUCUCUACGUCUACGACUGUUUGACAAACAAGAAUACAACAGAGAUUGGCAAGUUCCUCAGUGUGAAGGCCGAAGAGCACACUUUACUUGAUCUUCUAAAGAUGACAGUUGAUAAAGUGUUAGAGAAGAACAAUGGUCACCUGACCUACUUCUUGCGACUCCUUCUUGGCCUCAUGGUUGAAACCAACCGAAGAAUCCUCCGAGGUCUGCUGACGUCGCCGGACCCAAGCCAAGAUACUGAGAAGAAAAUCUUGACUUAUCUCAGAUCCAUCCGACGGAAAGACCUCUGUCCAGACAAUUGUAUUGUACUCUUCCAGACCAUGGUUGAAAUGAGAGACCACAAAGUCAAAGAUGAAAUUACAGAAUAUCUGAGGUCGACAGAUCGUCCAAAAACAGAGCUGAGUCCCCUGUACUGCUCUGCACUGGCCUACAUGCUGCAGGUAUCGAAGAACGAUCUGGAUGUGUUGGACCUGAAGAGUUACAACACAUCAGACGAGGGCAGAAGGAGGCUGAUACCAGCAGUGAGGAGCAGCAAAAAGGCCAUACUAGCAGACUGCAAACUGACUACAGAGUGGGUUGAACACCUGGCCUUUGGUCUCAAGUUCCCCUCCUCACCUUUACGAGAUCUGGAUCUGAGCAACAAUGACCUGAAAGAUUCAGGAGUGCAGCUUCUCUGUGAUGGGCUGUCGAGUCAGUUCUGCAGACUGAAGAUACUGAGGUUGUCCGGUUGUCUGGUCACAGAGACAGGCUGUGAUUUUCUGACCUCAGCUCUAAAGUCCAACCCCUCCCAUCUGACAGAACUGGACCUGAGCUACAACCAUCCAGGAGCCUCAGGAGAGAAGCUUCUCUCUGAGCUCAGGAACGAUCCACGAUUCAAGCUCAGUAUCCUCAACUUCGGACACGGUGGAAGUCACAGAAUGAUACCAGGCUUCAAGAAAUAUGCCUGUGAGCUCACCUGGGACCCCAGCACCGUCCACAGGAACCUGCUCCUCUCUGAAGGGAGCAGAAAGGUGACCUGGGUGGAGCAGGAGCAGUCAUAUCCCCAGCACCCAGAGAGGUUUGAUCAGUGCCCACAGGUGCUGUGUAAGCAGGGUCUAGAUCAGCGCCACUACUGGGAGGUUGAUGUGUUGGAGCCUUUCAACAUCGGGGUAACAUACAGAACCACUGGCAGGAAGGGGGGUACAAAUGACUGCAAGCUGGGAAGCAAUGAAAAAUCUUGGAGUCUGAUUUGCUCUAAUGAUGGUUGUUUUGUUAUGAACAACAACGAGAGUGUCAGUGUGUCUUCUCUCUGCUCGCGCUCCAGUCGGGUGGGGGUGUAUCUGGAUUGGCCGGCUGGCACUCUGUCCUUCUACAGAGUUUCCUCCGACAAUCGGAUUCGCCUCCACACCUUCAAAACGAAGUUCAGCGAGCCGCUCUAUCCUGCCGUUGAACUUCACCCUGAUUCCUCUGCAUUGCUUUGUCAGCUUCGAUAAACAAGCUUUCACUGAACUAACACGAGCAAACCAAAGGUGGAGAUUUGCAUGUAGGUGGUUGGGACAUGUCCUGUCUACUGAAUUGUUCUCACCAAUGUUUUUAGCAAUCUCAUAGAACUCUACACAGGAUUAACUGCUGCUACCCAUUAGAAUCAAGUUGCCAGGUUUGCAUGCUUCUUCGAAAUUGGGGAAUUUGAGGAGAGAGAGAGAGAGAGAGAGAGGUAGAGAGAGGAAGAGGCAAUAGGAUACAGAGGGCCAACACACCAGCUUCCUGUAAGUAGUAAUGGAGUUUGAAGCAGUUUGCAUGUUUCAGUGUUGGUGGCGGGCCGUGCAUGUUGAAUAAUGAGGCGGUCAGUGGGGGAGCUCUUUGACUGGUUGCCUGACAGCACCAGUUGUCGGGUAAGAGACCACGGGCAAACAACGGCAGAAGUCUGAAGCAACACAGAGCAAAGUUUGAGUUUUCAGAUUAUGAUUGUUUGUGUCAGGGACAGUGGGGAAUAGUCUGAAAAUUCAUGAACACAUGAACCAUCCAUCCAGAUAACAGUGAUGAGUUCUUGAUCCAAAAUUCAAAAUACAAUACAGGGAUGAACGAUAGACAGGAUCAAGCCAAUACAGUAGUUCAGAGACCCAGAGCCUGACCCCAGAUCAGCACUUAAGGCAACAGUGGUAAGAAAA